UAGCCAUACUCGGGCCCUUUGUCCCGGAUCUGCCUCUUCUUCUUCUCUCAUUCAUUCGACCCUCCCCCGGGCAAUUUUCGCGCUGAGCCGCGUGGACAUUUCAACCCAGUUAAAAGCAACCAAGGCUUAGCCCAAGAUGUCCAUGGUCACAGUGGGAUCCCUGCAACGCAUGACGGCGGAACAGCUGCGAAACAUUCUUCUCACGACGCCAAAGCCGCCUAUUGCAAUUAUUGAUGUACGCGAUGCCGACCAUAUUGGCGGCCAUAUUCUAGGAAGCCAGCACGUACCGUCUUCAUCGCUAGACUAUCGCGCACCCGAGCUGGUCCGGACGCUUGCUGACACGCCCACCGUCGUGUUUCAUUGCGCUCUGAGCCAGCAGCGCGGGCCGGGAGCUGCGCUGCGAUAUCUGCGCGAACGUAGUCGUAUGGGAUACGACAAGACCGCAGCAGAUGUCGUGGCAGAGGGCGGCGAGCAAGCCCAGGGAGCCCGGGAGAAGCCGCAACAGCAGGUAUAUGUUCUACAGGGAGGUUUUGUAAAAUGGCAAGAAAAAUACGGAUCCGACGAGCGCCUGACAGAAGGCUACGUCAAGGAUAUCUGGGAGGCUUUCUAAACAUGUGAUGGACGCAUCAUGCAUAUUGCGGCUGUAGACUUUCUUUCAAAUAGAGAUUGAUAUCCAG
Messenger RNA from Xylona heveae TC161, 677 nucleotides. Its product is annotated as Rhodanese-like protein. The transcript has 3 exons. Bases 137 to 610 code for a protein of 157 amino acids. Gene Ontology annotation, cellular component: cytoplasm; nucleus. The record is from RefSeq and is a predicted model, not a curated record. Lineage: Eukaryota; Fungi; Ascomycota; Xylonomycetes; Xylonales; Xylonaceae. Gene Ontology annotation, molecular function: protein tyrosine phosphatase activity.